Molecule: messenger RNA, 1944 nt
Organism: Tuber melanosporum (Perigord truffle)
Lineage: Eukaryota; Fungi; Ascomycota; Pezizomycetes; Pezizales; Tuberaceae
Exons: 5
Coding region: 386-1615 (409 amino acids)
Biological process (GO): mRNA 3'-end processing
Cellular component (GO): RNA polymerase II, holoenzyme
Molecular function (GO): RNA polymerase II C-terminal domain binding
Source: RefSeq, a predicted model, not a curated record
CAUCGCCUCAUCGCCACCAACACCCUCACCUGCUGCAGCAAAAUAGGAAGAAUAUUAAAAGCUUAGGAAGGAGGAAGAGGGAAAGAGGGAAUCUGCUUUUAGUUCUAUUCCAUUCUAUUCGGGUGCUUGAAAAUUCAUCGCCGAAACCACCGUCCUAUCAAUACUCUGACUCGAACAACCCACUCUCUUCCCCCAUCCACCCCCCUAAGAAGAGCACAUAGAAUUUUCUCUUCUCCAACUCUCUGGGUAGCUGCGUUUGUAUCAUAUUUUGGACUUCUCAACCAAUCCUCUGACGCGGCAAAGGUCCCCCAAAAUUACCCAUCAUUCCAUUCAACCUUUUGUUGCGUAGAAGAAUACACCCCCAUCCCCUUCGAAGCGAAGCAAAAUGGCGUACAGUGACGAUACCGUCCUGUCUAAACUCAGCGCUCUAAAUGAGACUCAGGAGGGUAUAGUGACCGCAGCAAACUGGAUUUUAUUCCACAGACGCAUGGCCAAGAGAACCGCCGAGCUAUGGUUACAGAGGAUGAAGGAAUCCACAAGCCAUAAGAAGCUCAAUUUGAUCUAUCUUGCAAAUGAGGUGGUUCAACAAUCCAAGGCCAGAAAGAGACAAGACUUUCUCACAGCAUUCUCACCGAUCAUCGCGGAAGCGACUGAAGUGGCGUACAGGAAUUCUACCCCGGACAUCCAGAAUAAGAUUCGACGCGUGAUGGAGGUGUGGAGGCAACGCGUCAUUUUCGAGCCAGAUGUACAAAGUAGUAUCGAACAACGUCUCGAUGAUGUCGACAAAGGGAAGAGCAAUGCCAGCUCUGGCGCAACCGGUCGCAAACCACUCUUGGGAGGAGCCUUUGGAGGUUCUUUUGGAGGGGGCGGUGCCUCAAGCGCCCCAUUGGAAUUUACCCCUAUUCUCAACAGUCACAAAGGUCUCAUGUUAAAGAACUCCUCAGUCACAAUCGCAGUCAGUAGCGCCAACUCCGAAUACCAAAAGCAAUUCGACUCCGACACCCUCCCAGUAGCUCCGGUCUACGCUGCUCGUCUCUCUUCUCUUCUCAAGACCCUCGACUCUGCCCACAUCGCCGUCAAGGGUGCCAUUGAAGCGCGCGAGACCCACAUCCGCAACCUUGAGCGCCUACUCUCACAAAGCAAGACGGCUCUCGAGAACGACAAGAACACACUCAAGGACAUAGUCACCAAGCAUCAAAGGACCGAGACCACAAAACAAGAAGUUGAAAUGAUGAUUCUGAAGGGUAUGGACGAACCGCAGAAUAACCAAACCAACGGUGGUGGGGGAGGAUCGGCGGGGCCCUCAGCCGUACAUGAUGCUGCCUCACCAAAGUCUCCUGAGGUUGAAGCGCUUACCCCUCCUGGACAGCCGGCUUACGAUAAUCCGAUGUCGUCUGCUCAGGCAUCAGUCCUUCCUCCUCAAUUUCACCAGGGUGCUUCUGAAUUGCUUGCCAGUCUGGCUGCUCCGCUCGCUGGAGUCAAGAGGGAGAAUAGAGAUGAACCGGAGGUCUUCGAGGGAUUGGACGAUGAUGUUGCUGAUAUGUUCCGGAAUGAACAGAUGGGUAGUCCCGCUAAACGGUCUAAGAUCGAAGAGGACGAUGAAUACCACCCAUAAUAUAGCCAAACUCACUCCACCCCAAUUCAUACAGGAUGCGAGGAACGGUGGGUGACGGAGCUGAACCCUACUCAACACUCCACUUUAUAGUUCAUUUCAUUUUUCAUUUCACCUUUUCUCGCCUUCUUACUUUUAUCCUCUAUUCUCAAGACGAAAAACCUUCAUGCUUCAUUUCUUGUACCAUUCCCAUGAAACUACGAUAUUAUGCUUUUUCCCCUUAUUUAUUUACUCAUAGAUGCCUGCGGUUGCCACACGUUCGCAGUCAGAACUCCGGCGGAUUUGAUUUGCUAUCCUGCUAAGUCUUAAGAAAAUUUUAUAUUUUCGAGUGA